CUCUAGUGAACCAUCCUCUAAUCCCCUGCCGGCCUCCCUCCACCCAAAACGUGUGCCCAUUAACCGUAAUGAGUCGGUAAACAAGUCACACCCUCUCUCCACCCCAACCCGAAAUUCCGCGUGGGAGUGAAGCCGGCCAUGGUAGAUUCUAUGCUUCCCGAUCAACCCAUUAACAAGUCUUCUUCUUUAUUCCUCUUCUUCUUCGGUUCAAAGCACCGACUCCUACACGGCCGGUGAUACAGCGAGAGCAUCGACCUUUCUACUUCAAUCUGUUGACCGUUCCAUUUCUGACCCGGGAACCAGAUCAGGUCCGAAGACCAGUUUUUACCGAAUCCGGGUAAUUCUCCGGAUCUUCCUCCAAGAAGAUCCUCCGCAGCAUCGAUAUAAUAUUCCCUUCUAUAGCGCCCAUCUUCUCCAAUGCGCACAGCGUAUAAGACAACACUUUAAAUCAAGAAGUGCCUCGCUUCGAAUCGCUAGACCGGUUCAUUGUGAUCGAUCUGAGAACCGUUGGGAGUUGGCAUUUUCUAUCCCAUGUGUUGAAGGUUCCCAGAUUUCUGACGAGCAUGUCUGCCGCUGGAGAGGCCGUGGGGCAUGUGAAUUUCCCGGCGAUGGCUGAAAAAGAACGACCCGGUUGCUGCAACCCGGUCAGGAAACCCGGACCUGUAUCCAUGGACCACGUUUUGUCAGCUCUCGGGGAGAGCAAGGAUGAGAGGGAUCUCAGAAUCCGAAGCCUGUUCAGUUUCUUUGAUUCCGACAAUGUCGGCUACUUGGGUUACGCGCAAAUCGAGAAGGGCUUGUCGGCUAUGCAGAUUCCUGCGGACUACAAGUUUGCCAAGGAGCUGCUGAGGGUGGUUGAUGCCGACAAGGAUGGGAGGGUGGAUUAUCAGGAGUUCAGGAAGUAUAUGGAUGAUAAGGAGCUUGAGUUGUAUAGCAUCUUUCAAGCAAUUGAUGUAGAGCACAACGGUUGCAUUUUACCUGAAGAGCUUUGGGAUGCCCUGGUGAAGGCUGUUUUGCAGGGAUUGAAAUUGAUGAUGAUGAACUGGCACGAUUUGUAGAACGAGUUGACAAGGACAAUAAUGGCAUUAUAACUUUUGAAGAAUGGAGGGACUUUCUUCUACUCUAUCCGCAUGAAGCCACCAUUGAGAACAUUUACCGAUACUUGGAAAGGGUGUGUUUGGUAGAUAUAGGUGAACAACCUGUGAUUCCUGAAGGCAUCAGCAGGCAUGCUCAUGCAACAAUGUAUUUGCUUGCUGGGGGUGUGGCAGGUGCUGCUUCUCGUACAGCAACUGCCCCACUGGAUCGCCUGAAAGUGGCUUUACAAGUUCAGACCGUACGUGCUUCCAGUGUACAUGUAAUAAAAAACAUAUGGAAGGAAGGUGGAUUUUUGGGAUUUUUUCGAGGAAACGGAUUAAAUGUUUUAAAAGUUGCUCCUGAGAGCGCAAUAAAGUUUUAUGCAUAUGAAAUGUUGAAAAAUGCCAUUUCAAGUGGGAAGGGAGGGGAGCACGGUGAUAUAGGAACCCCAGGGAGGCUUGUUGCUGGUGGGAUGGCUGGCGCUAUAGCCCAAGCUGCUAUAUAUCCAAUGGAUCUUGUGAAAACCCGUUUACAGACUUUUGCAUGUGAAGGUGGCAAAGUCCCACACUUGGGACAGUUAUCCAGAGAUAUUUGGGUUCAUGAAGGUCCCCGUGCAUUUUACAGAGGGCUAGUGCCCUCUAUUCUUGGCAUGAUACCAUAUGCAGGUAUCGAUUUGGCUGCCUAUGAGACUUUGAAGGAUUUAUCAAGGACCUACAUUCUUCAUGAUGAUGGUGAACCUGGUCCUCUUUUGCAACUGGGCUGUGGGACAAUUUCUGGAGCCCUAGGAGCAACAUGUGUUUACCCAUUGCAGGUUAUUAGAACUAGAAUGCAAGCACAAUCGAGGAAUGCAAAUACUGCAUACACCGGAAUGAGCGAUGUGUUCAUGAGAACGUUUAGGCAUGAAGGAGUGAGGGGCUUUUACAAAGGACUCUUUCCAAAUCUUCUAAAGGUUGUACCAGCAGCAAGUAUUACAUAUCUUGUUUAUGAAAGAAUGAAAAAGAAACUAGAUCUGGAGUAGCUAUUAAUACACCCGUCAUCCUCUUGAUGGCAACCACAAUUGAAGCUAAUGGUGUUCUUGAAUCUUGAUGAUGACGAGAAAUAAGAGUGUUAAAUCAAAUCAGUGAUGUGUCUUGGUUGAAGCCAUACACUUGAUGUUUUAUUUAUUUCCAUUUUGGAGAAGAAAUUACUUUCUUCAAGACCACUGUCUAAUUAUUAUGAUUUUGCAUCGGAAGAGUAGUAAGGAUUUAG
Cuscuta epithymum is the source of this 2319-nucleotide messenger RNA. Lineage: Eukaryota; Viridiplantae; Streptophyta; Magnoliopsida; Solanales; Convolvulaceae. The record is from the annotation of a GenBank genome assembly.